GGCAAAUCCCACGUUUGGCUCGCCGUGUACCACACCGUAUAUUAAUUUAAUUGGAAAUAAGCCUCGUAAAUUUGAACCGAUAUACACACCGGUGGCCCUGCCAAAUCGACAAUAGUGUUGUGUGACUUUCUAAAAAUAAUGUGGGCAAUUUUAAGUGGCUGUGAGAGAGGACACGGUGUCACCAAAAAUCGACACUAAACAUGCAAGUUCCAUUAUAUACGGCUUGCAAGUGAUGCUCGUGCUCAAACCGGCGCUUUCUCUCUGGCCAGUGGCGUGCGCUUGGGCUUGAGAACUGUUGCCCGUUGCAGCUCCUUAAACAUGAAGGUGGACCCGGAGCUGAUGUUCGAAUGUCUGAUCUACAUCAAUGCGUUUUACUACCCGGUAUUCGCAUCGGCCGAAUUCAUCAUGGUGAUCGCAAAGUACCAAAGUAUCCGAGACACCCCCAACAUCGAACAGGAUGGCGCCGUUUGCUUUGCCCGACUGAUCGGGGAAAUCCUCAAAAUCCUGGUGUUCUACCGAUGGAAGGAGCAGCGACGAAGCUUUUCAGAGCUGGUCACGGCCUUUGUGCUACUGAUGACGUUCCUGACCGUAGCCACAGUGGUGUACGCGUUCGGGUUCCAAAACCCGCUACUGAAGUUGGAAAAAGUGCUCUGCUGUCUCACGAUCAUGCUCACCGCCACUGAGAUCGUCUUCGGCGUGCUCUUCUUUUUCCCGUGCUUCAAAAAAGUCGACUACUACUAGUUGACCAUACCCCGUAUAUGAAGCGCAGUCGGUCGCAAAGUGAAUCCCAUGGGCGCAAUUUACUCUGCGCCGCCCCAAUAUCGCAUUCAACGUCUGGGGCGAUUGUAGAAGUGUAUUUUGUAAUAAACCAAUUUGAAAUCGA
Messenger RNA from Dendroctonus ponderosae (mountain pine beetle), 883 nucleotides. RefSeq lists its product as uncharacterized. The transcript has 3 exons. The record is from RefSeq and is a predicted model, not a curated record. The coding region runs from base 319 to 741 and encodes 140 amino acids. Lineage: Eukaryota; Metazoa; Arthropoda; Insecta; Coleoptera; Curculionidae.